AUGCAAAGUGAUUCAAUGAGCGACGAAGACAGCGAUUUCGAUAUGGACGUUGAAGAAGGAACAGCAGUAGGUAUAGGAUUUGCCCUAGGAUGGCGCUAUAUGGCGCCAUCCUAGGGCAAGCGAAAAUUGGCUCCACACGGGAACCGUAUUCCACGUGCGGAGCCAUUUUUCCACGUGUGGAAUCCACAUUUUUCCACGUGUGGAAUCCACAUUUUCCCACGUGGAAAAAUGGCUCCACACGUGGAACACAAUUCCCGUGUGGAGCCGUGUCUCCAAUUGCCCGAGGAUGGCGCAAUAUAGCGCCAUCCUCGGGCAAUUUCUAUAGCAUUCAAGUAUCUGUUAUAGAACCCCAGAAUAUAAAGCCAGCUACUAAAGAAAAGACUCCUGAAAGUAGCGAUGAAGAUUUCGAUGAAGAUGAGAGUGGAAGCGAAAGCGAGAAAAACCCGCCAGCAAAGCCUAAUCCACCUGAAAAUAAAGAAACUGCAAAAGAAGCUUCGAAGAUCCCUCAACCAACCAAGCUUCCAACUCCAAACCCUGCCCCUAAGCAAAACAUACAGCUUGAUUCUAAAAAACAAACAAACCAUUCAGCCGAUUUAAAAUCCUCAGCCCACACAAAGGCUAAUAGCACUGAAAAAAGUAAAGAAGUUGUAAAAAAAAUAGAAAAAUCUUUUUCUCACUCACUCCCCCCCCUCUUUAAAUUGGAACAAAAUAUGGUAAAAUUUCCACUUUUUGGUAAAUUAACCCCUUUAAAUUGGAACAAAAUUUAAUUUUAUAAUAAAAAAUUAUAUAUAAUUUUUAUAUAAAAAGUUUUGAUAUAAGCUAAAUGCUUCUUCUUAACUAAAAUUAAAAAUUUAGUUAUAGCUUGCUCUUGUAUAAAGAAGAGAGUAUAAAGAGCAUCUUAUUUAAAUAAAUUUAUUAUCCUUAAUUGCUAAAUUUAGAAAAACAUUUAAUUUUUUUUUUUAAAAGUUUUUCAAAAAAAAUUUUUAUUUUUUUUAAUAAAAAUGAUAUUUUUUAUUUAAAUAGUUUUGAUAUAAAAAUUCAAUGCGAAUUCUUUAUAAAAUUUCAAAACUUACUUAUUUCUUGCUUUAUUUUAAAGAAUAGAGUAUAAAUAACAUCUCAUUUAAACAAAAUUAGCACUUUGAUCGAUAAAUUUUCUAAAUUUUUUUUUUUUUUAAUUUUUUUUUUUAUCAAUAAAAAUAAUAAUUUUUGUGUAAUAAUUUUGAUACGAUUAAUAGUGGCGUAUUAACUAAUAUUAAAAAUUUAGUUAUAUCUUGCUUUGUUUUAAAGGAUAAAGAGUAAAUAGCAUUUUAUUAAACAAAUUUAUUGAUCUAAUUCGAUAAGUUUUUGAAUUGUUUUUUAUAAAAUAUUUUAUAUUGAUUUUGUUUUUAAAAAAAAAAAAUUAACCCCCCUUUAAAUUGGAACAAAAUUUUUUGUUCCAAUUUAAAGGGGGGGAGUCAGAGCUUGACUUUGGCGAUAUUAUGGCUCCAAAAUCUGAACAUAAAGAAAAUAUGAAAUCUCGAUUAUUUUUUUAAUAAAAAAAUUUUAAUAAAAGGGAGGUUUGGAUAGAAUAUAUCUCAAGUAAAAUAAAAUUGCUAAAAUCGAGUAAUAAAAUAUGAUAUAUUGAUGUUGAAGAGAGAUUUUAUAAAUAUCAAGAAAAAGUCAAAGAAAAGGUUGAUAAAAUUGCUAAAGAUAUACAUCAAGAGGAAUUUAAAGAAUGCACAUUUAAGCCCUCUGUCAAUGCAGAUGGCAAUAAAAGAACUGUAGACGAGUUUAUAAGUGAAAUGCAAAAUUAUGAAAAAAAGAAGCAAGAUAAAUUAAAUGCAAAGAGAGAAGAAAACAUAAAAUCACAAAGUUUAACUGAGCAAAGCUUCCAGCCAUCUAUUUGUGAAAAAUCAUUGCAAAUUCUUGCGAAAAAGGGGGAGAGCAAUGAACCUGUUCAUGAGAAAUUAUUCUUUUUAUAUUAAAUUUUAUAAAAUCACUGAUACAUGAAAACUAUUUUUAAUAAAAACAAAUACCAAUUUAAAUGUUAGCACUGAUAUCCCUAGUUAAAAAUAUUAUUAUAUUCAAAAUGAAAAAGACUGAAAACAGUAAACAGGUCAAGAAAAUUUUAGAAGAACAAGAGAAAAUUGAAAAAUCCCAGUUUAAACCAACUGUCAAUACAAAAUCCAAAGGACUUAAAAGAUCUGGCUCAAUAGACAAAAUUUUAUAUGAUGAUGCUGUAAGAAGAAUUCACAAAGAGCAAGAAGCCCCAAGUCCUCCAAAAGAAAAAUUCAUAAGCAGCAAAUCUGAACAAGUUUUAAUUGCAAAGCUUAAAAAAGAAAUGCAAGAAGCCUUUACAUUCCUUGAUCCUGAAAAUGAAGAUAAAUUGAACUACUCCAAUACUGUUCAAUUAUUAGAAAAACUUUUCUUAAUCAAAAAUAAACCUGAAAACAAUAAAAAUUCUGAAGAAAAGGAGCUUGUGAUAAAAAUGUGAAAGCUUUUAGGCGGUGAUAGCGGAUUUGCAAGUAUCCAUUUUAAUGGGAAUAUAUCAAAAAUACCAUUUAAUUAGCCAGCCUUACAUAUUUGAUUUAAUGAGAAUAGGAAAAACCUUGAAAUUUUUAUUAUGGGAAUAAUGAAUUAUUACCAUCCUGAAAUGAGUGCUUCUAUUGAUCAAUCUUCAUCUGUCACAAGCUCAAUAGGAAGGCUUGUAGAUGGAGAAUUCGCUCUAUUAGAAGAUGAAGUAGCCAAGCUUCAUAGAGUAUUUUAUAUGUUCUAUGAAAACAGAACCAAUCAAACACAUCAUUCCAAUAUAAAUCCUACAUACAAAAAUAGAGUGGAAUAUACUUUUCGUCCACAAAUAUAACCACUUAAAAAGAAUAUGCACAAAAAUUUAUUAAUCAUAAUUCACUAUUUAAAUAAAUUGUUUUUUUUAUUAAAUUCUCCCACAAAAAUUAUAAAUAAAGACAGUUCGAAAAUGGCUGAUGGCGUAAAACUACGCAGGACUGAAAGUUUAGGCACCAAUAAAAGCCAUGAAGACUAUUUGAUCUCAGAAAAGCAAAAAGUUGAUGAAAAAAUAAACAAGCUUAAAAAAGAAUACGAACAUGAAAACCGAAAAGAAUGCACAUUUAAGCCUUCAAUUAACAAAAAACCAGCUUACAAAAUGGCAGAAAAAAACCCAAAGGAUACACUUUCUGAGGAAUAUAAAAAAAUAAGUGAAGAUCCAAAUGUGCAUCGCUCAGUUGCCUUAUAUAACUUAUCAGAAAUUGAAAGAAAAAGAAAAGAAAAACUUGCAAGAACUGCAGAAGAGCUUGAGAUAGAAAAAGCUCAAGCGGAAUGCACAUUUACUCCUAAACUUGAAAAGCCGAUUUUAAAUGAAAGUGCUGAUUUAUUAGAAAAGAAAGGGGUAGCAGAAACAGUGAAUAGGAUGAGAAGGGCGAGAGAAGAACAAGAACUAAUAAAAAAUAUGAAAGAAAGAGGGUUUACUAAUAAAGGUGAGUUGAAACCUUUGAAUUUUUCCAUGGAAUCUGAGAAGCCAAAAUCUUCUCUUUCUCAUUCGCAGUCUCAGACAAUUUCUAAGCCUCCUCUGCCAUCAGGGAAGUUUAAGCAGCAAAGAGAUUCACAUAAAGCACUGAAGCAAGAAAAAGAAGAGAAGAGAGAGACUAGUAUGGAAAAUAAAUCAUAA
Messenger RNA from Blepharisma stoltei, 3661 nucleotides. The record is from the annotation of a GenBank genome assembly. NCBI's taxonomy places the organism in Eukaryota, Ciliophora, Heterotrichea, Heterotrichida, Blepharismidae.